This is a messenger RNA of Moneuplotes crassus, 637 nucleotides long. The record is from the annotation of a GenBank genome assembly. NCBI's taxonomy places the organism in Eukaryota, Ciliophora, Spirotrichea, Euplotida, Euplotidae.
UAAAUGAAGAUUCUUGUUAUUGCUGUGCUUAUGUUAGCAAUUGUGUAUGCAUCUGGGGAUGUUGAGCAGUUAGUUAAGAAUGAUGGACUAUUUGUGGGAUAUCACAGAAAUGUUGCAAUUGAAGGUGAAACUACUUCUCCAACUGGAGUAGAAGCUAGUUUCUAUUUAAGAUUGGAUGGAGAAAACAAUAUUUUCUCCUACACUCUUGGGUUCGUUGACACUGCUUUCGGAAAAUUUACUAAUCUUACUUACUCCUGGGACUUCAACACCGAGAAGAGCUACAUUCAUACCACUGGUGACGACUUCUGCAUGGAUGAUGAGUUUGAAAGCCCAUAUGGAUCAGACUACCAAACCUUUGACAAAUGGGUUAUGGAUUUCUACAGAGAUCAUAGCACUAGAGAGUUCCUAGUAAUUGACGGAGUAAAGACCGUACUAGAGCACACUGUCUACAAUGAAGAGAAUGACAUCUACAUUACCACUCCAGAAGAAGACUACAGGCCAACCAGAAUCUACGGUAUCUUCCAAGGAGAUGACCUUGAUGUAAAAGUCACAAAGAUCGAAUUCUAUAAUUCUUUCUCUGUGACAGACCACAUUCCUUCUGCUUGCCCUUAAUUUGUUCUGUUCUGACAAAAGAUUA